This is a messenger RNA of Lactuca saligna, 1476 nucleotides long. NCBI's taxonomy places the organism in Eukaryota, Viridiplantae, Streptophyta, Magnoliopsida, Asterales, Asteraceae. The record is from the annotation of a GenBank genome assembly.
AUGGCGGCAUCACUGUUCACCUUCUCCUCCACUUCAAGAAGAGUCAUCCCAGCUCCAAACUCUCCUCCUCUUCCCAUAUACAUCAAAGCCACCAACGUAGUUUUCAACCUUGAUAUUCCAGAUGUUCAUCGAGAGUUCUUUCCCGAACAAGUAUGUGAGUUCUACUACACUGCAACAAUUAAUGAUGAAAACAACCUCAUCUCCGGGACUAUUGGCCGUGGAAGACACUCAGUCUUUAUUACCGCUGACCUCCUCAGUGCUGCGCUCAGGUUACCAAUCUUUGAACCCUUCUCCGAGCUUCCACCUAUUGAACGCUGUCGACGUCUCUUUGAUCAACUUGGAUAUGAUCACUCAAAGGCUGGUACUCGAUCAACUCUCAUUCUGCGUCAGUGUAUGACUCCAGGAUGGAAGUUAUUCACCGGUGCUCUAUGCAAAUGUGGGUUUCACAAAUCUCACAGUGGUGAUCAACUAAGCACUUAUGAGCAACAAGUCGUCUGUUCCCUUCUUCUCAACAAACGACUGGAUUAUGGGGCUUUCUUCUUUGAUCAACUUGUUCAACUUCUUCGUGCAAAUGUACGCGCUGAUCAUGUCCCCUUUCCACGCUGGAUUGCUCUUGUGCUAGAUAAAUUUUUCGCUGAAGCUUACUACUCCCACUCUAGAAACCCCAUCCAAUGCCCACGCAUGUCAGUGCGAAUGUAUCAGGAUGAUCCGUUGGACACUGACAUCGGCAUCUCAGAUCGGAUGAGAGAAUGGAUCGCAAAUCCAUAUACUGUUGCUUCACUAACCGCUGAUACUGAUGAAGAAGCUGAUGGUAACAACGAAGAUCAUGCUGAUCAAGAAGCUGAAUCACAGGAUGGUGGUCAUCUCUCCCCUCAACUUUCUCAUCAUACUCUCUCUGUCACUGAGAGAGUUCACUCAGCUCCCGGGGAGCCACUAAUUCAGGGGGAGCAACCAUCCCAGGGGGAGCCACCAUCUCAGGGGGAGCAACCAUCCCAGGGGGAGAACCCAUCCAUGGGGGAGCAACCUUCUCCGGGGGAGCAACCUCACUCAGAAGAAGUUCCAGGUACUUCAUUCCUUCAUAUACCGGCCUCAGCAUUUAAUGAGCUUCUAACACUGACUCGGGACAUGAGUCAGCGUCUUCUACGAAUUGAGGCUGACGUCCAUCAGCUGAAGGGAGUUCUCUUGCCGACUCCUUCCCCUGGCCCACAAAAUGAUGAUGAUCAAAAAGGGGGAGACACUGAUGAUGAUCAAAAAGAGGGAGACACUGAAUCUAUUGAGCUUGGAUCCGCGGACAACACUUUAGUACAGACUGAGCCACCACGGCCUGUGCACAAGUCUGAUAGACCAGCUGCUGACGAGUCAGAUAGACCAGCAGAUACUGAACAGCUUGCUGAAGAUAGUGAGCAUGAUGAUGAACAUGAUGAUGAGUGUCAGAUGCUGGACAUGAACUUCAUUGAUCCCACUAUUCCAGCUUAA